AUUAGGAUUCUAUGACUCUCCCAUGUCGAUCUGUGAUGCUGGUUUUAUUGGUGAUAUUGCUAUAAUUUUUCUUUGAUUAAUCCGCCAUCUCGGAUCUUGGUGAGAGGACAGAUUUAGGGUUUGAGGUUUGGGUUCGACGUUUGAAAGAGGGUACAUUUUUCUUAAAAAAGGACUUUUUUGAUCUUGGUUUCUUGCCGUUAAGAGUAGCUACGCAACUAUGUCUAGCAAGAAGGAAGAGAAAGCACAAGCUGCAGCUGAGCGAAUCAAGGCAGCGGCACUAUCAGCUGCAAAAGGCCUUAGCCGUGCUCAAGCUGAGCGGGCAGCCGCGGCAGCCGCACGAAAUGUAAAUGCUUAUGGGCAAAAGGAAGAAGGGCCAAGCCGAUGGCAGGAAAGGAAAGAAGCAAAGCGGCAGAUGUAUCUUAUGAGUACAGAGAAAGCUGUGAAAUUGGGAGAGAGGAAGGAUCUGAAGGCAUCAAUUUCCUCUUCUGGUGGUGCAUCUGCUCAAUGUCAGAAGUGUUUCCAGGCUGGCCAUUGGACGUAUGAGUGCAAGAAUGAACGGGUCUACAUGUCGCGCCCCUCAAGGACACAGCAGCUCAAGAACCCAAAGUUGAAGAUGAAGCUCUCAGUCUCCUAUGAAUUAGACAACCCUGAUAUUGGGAAGGACCUGCCAGAUGAAAGGAGUGAGAAGAGAGAGAAGGGUGAAAGAAGCAGAACAAAGAGCAAGAGGAAACACCGAUCAGGCAGUGAUACAGAGAAUGACAGCAGCGAGGCUUCUGUUUUUGAGACAGAUAGUGAGUCUUCAGUGACUGAGUCCGACUACUCUUCUGCCGAGAGUAGUUCAAGCUACAGUUCAUCAGAUUCAGAGGAGCGCAGGAGGAGGAGGAGAAGGAAUCUGAAGAAGAGAAGGCAUCAGAGAUACACAUCAUCCUCUGAUUCUUCUGAAUAUGAGUCAGCUUCGGAUAGUGAUUCGGAUGAAAAGUACAGCAGGAGGAAGAAUAGAAGGCACAGCCAUAGACAUUAGGCUGUUUCAGAGGAAAACAGUGUCUUUGCUAAUUCCUAUCCUUAUGUGUCGUGUUCUGACUAAUUUGGGCCUUUAGUUUUUUUGGUGAGUGAGGUUUUUUUAACGUUGUUAAUCUUUCUCUACCUACUUUUCAGUUUGGUUUGGUAAUUGUGGGUGCUGCUCCUCAAAAAUGUUAGUCUCAAGCUUCUUAUCUCUGUGGCAAUAGACUUGUCCUGUUUAAAACAGUGCAUAUGAAAUUACACAAUGUAAAAUAUGAUUUUAUUUUGGAUUGAAUUUGUUAUUUUAGCCCUA
Messenger RNA from Phoenix dactylifera (date palm), 1312 nucleotides. NCBI's taxonomy places the organism in Eukaryota, Viridiplantae, Streptophyta, Magnoliopsida, Arecales, Arecaceae. The record is from RefSeq and is a predicted model, not a curated record.